UCUCUCUCACUCUCACACUGCCUCCUGCAGCUAAACUUGCGGUCUCGAUCAUGCUUCCUGGCUUCACUCACAUGCUCAGAGAAAGAAGAAGAGUCUUAGCCGCAUGAAGAAGCUCUGUCUAUUUUAAACCACACCGGAUUGUACUAAGGAUAUUUGUAUAUCUCUCGCGACGCGUGAGAGAUUGUAUGUACAAUCUAUAGCCAAGGCAGAACUUGAGUUGCUUUGUUUUACCUUUUAUUUUUAGGAUUUUUUCCCAUAUAACUGUAGGUGGCCGUGUGUGAGACAGAGCGAGAGAGAGUGUUUCUUUGAGUGAGUCUGCAUGUGUGUGUGAGAGAGAAAUAGGACCAGGAUGAUUGCGGCCCAGCUACUAGCCUAUUACUUCACUGAACUCAAGGAUGAUCAGGUUAAAAAGAUCGAUAAGUACCUGUACUCCAUGCGUUUCUCUGAUGAGACGUUAAAGGAAAUCACGCAGCGGUUUCGGAGGGAGCUGGUCAAAGGACUGGGCCGGGACACCAAUCCCACUGCCGUGUUGAAAAUGCUGCCAACCUUUGUGCAGUCAAUCCCUGAUGGCUCAGAGAAGGGAGACUUCAUUGCGUUGGAUUUGGGUGGCAGUAACUUCAGGAUCCUCCGCGUCAGAGUGAGUCAUGAGAAGAAACAAACUGUUCAGAUGGAGAGUCAGAUCUAUGACACACCAGAAGACAUCAUUCACGGCAGCGGAACAAGACUGUUCGACCAUGUUGCAGAGUGUCUCGGUGACUUCAUGGAAAAACACAAGAUCAAAGACAAGAAACUCCCGGUUGGGUUAACCUUCUCCUUCCCCUGCCAGCAGACUAAACUAGAUGAGGGCAUUCUGAUCACAUGGUCAAAGCGUUUCAAGGCCAGCGGAGUGGAGGGAAUGGAUGUUGUCAAACUGCUCAACAAAGCUAUUAAGAAGCGAGGAGACUAUGAAGCUGACAUCAUGGCAGUAGUGAACGACACUGUGGGAACAAUGAUGACCUGUGGUUUCGAUGACCAGCGCUGUGAAGUUGGCAUUAUCAUCGGUACGGGUACCAAUGCGUGCUACAUGGAGGAGCUGCGUCACAUUGACCUGGUGGAGGGAGACGAGGGAAGGAUGUGUGUGAACACUGAGUGGGGAGCCUUCGGAGACGACGGCAGGCUGGAGGACAUCAGGACAGAGUUUGACAGAGAGAUAGACCGAGGCUCUCUCAACCCCGGCCAACAGCUAUUUGAAAAGAUGGUCAGUGGCAUGUACAUGGGGGAGCUGGUUCGUCUCAUCCUGGUGAAGAUGGCCAGAGAAGGCAUGCUGUUCGAGGGAAAGAUCACCCCCGAGCUUCUUACUAAGGGGAAGUUUGAGACCAAACACAUCUCAGCCAUAGAGAAGAGUAAGGAGGGGUUGAACAAGGCCAGAGAGACUUUAAUCAGACUUGGAGUGGAGCCCUCAAACGACGACUGCAUCGCUGUGCAGCAUGUUUGUGCCAUUGUGUCUUUCCGCUCUGCCAACCUGAUAUCUGCCGUGCUGGCAGGCAUCCUGCUGAGGCUAAAGGAGAACAAAAGCGUGGCACGUCUCCGAACCACUGUGGGGAUCGAUGGCUCGCUAUACAAGAUGCACCCACAAUAUGCACGUCGUCUUCAUAAGACAGUCCGUCGUUUAGUACCAGACGCUGAUAUUCGAUUCCUCCUGUCAGAGAGCGGCAGUGCAAAAGGAGCAGCGAUGGUGACAGCUGUGGCCUCCCGACUCGCUGAACACUCACGAGAAAUUGCCCAAACGUUGUCCGAAUUCCGCCUAACGAUUGAACAACUGCUGGAGGUAAAGAAGAGAAUGAGGAUAGAGAUCCAAAAUGGCCUUUCAAAGAGCACUCAGGAAGCAGCUACUGUCAAAAUGCUGCCAACUUUUGUACACAGCACUCCUGAUGGCUCAGAACAUGGCGAUUUCCUGGCUUUGGAUUUGGGAGGAACCAACUUCAGGGUUCUUUUAGUCAAGAUUCGCUCUGGCAAGAGGAGAACAGUGGAGAUGCACAACAAGAUCUACUCAAUUCCUCAAGAAGUGAUGCAGGGCACAGGAGAGGAGUUGUUUGAUCACAUUGUGCAGUGCAUAAGUGACUUCCUGGACUACAUGGGAAUGAAGAACACUCGUCUUCCUCUGGGCUUCACCUUCUCGUUCCCCUGCCGACAGACCAGCCUGGAUGCUGGCAUCCUGGUGACAUGGACCAAGGGCUUCAAGGCGACAGACUGUGAAGGAGAAGAUGUGGUUGGUCUGUUGAGGGAGGCCAUCAAGAGGAGAGAGGAAUUUGACCUGGAUGUUGUGGCCAUAGUGAAUGACACAGUGGGAACCAUGAUUACCUGUGCCUACGAAGAACCCACCUGUGAGAUUGGACUCAUUGCUGGCACUGGCAGCAAUGCAUGUUACAUGGAGGAGAUGAGGAACAUUGAGAUGAUAGAUGGAGAUGAGGGCCAGAUGUGUGUCAACAUGGAGUGGGGGGCUUUCGGAGACAACGGAUGUCUUGACGACAUUAGGACCGAGUAUGAUCGCGCUGUGGAUGACUUCUCCCUCAAUUCUGGCAAACAAAGAUAUGAGAAAAUGUGCAGCGGCAUGUAUCUUGGUGAAAUUGUGCGAAACAUCCUAAUAGAUAUGACCAAACGGGGAUUCCUGUUCAGAGGACAGAUUUCUGAAACACUGAAGACCAGAGGCAUCUUCGAGACAAAGUUCCUCUCACAUAUAGAGAGUGACAGAUUGGCUUUACUGCAAGUGAGAUCCAUCCUGCAACACUUAGGGCUGGACAGCACCUGUGAGGACAGUAUCAUAGUUAAAGAGGUAUGUGGGGCAGUGUCACGUCGUGCAGCUCAGCUGUGUGGGGCAGGAAUGGCGGCUGUGGUCGAUAAGAUCAGAGAGAACCGAGGACUGGACCAUCUGAACAUCACUGUAGGGGUGGACGGGACACUCUACAAACUACAUCCACAUUUCUCUAAGUUCAUGCACCAGACAGUAAAGGAACUGGCUCCUCAGUGUAACGUCAACUUCCUGCUGUCAGAGGACGGCAGUGGGAAAGGGGCCGCCCUCAUCACAGCGGUGGGCUGCCGCCUGAGACAGGAGCUAAACAAUAAAUAGAAAAUAUCUCUUCUGUCUUGCUGUUAUCUCCCCACUUUUCUGAGUUUCCCUUGCCUCCUCCCCUUGUCUCCUCCCCUCCAACCUGUCCUGUCAACGUAUAACGCUCCUCUAGCUGCUUUAGCCCGUCUACAUGAUCCAGAGAGAAGAAGAUCGCUUUCUCUGCUGUGUUAGGUAGCAGAGUCUGGCACUAUGUUGUAGUUAGAUUAUCUUAUAAUAACCCAUGUAACAAUACCCAGACUCUAAAGAUUGUUUGUAGUUAGGUUAAACUUAUCUCUAUAGAUAAGACACACGUUCCACACAUGAGAAUGUUUAUCAUCGUCAUACGGAGGAGUCCUCUGAUAAUUGCAGUCUGUUACAAUGUACCAAGUACAAUAGUUGAAAGACAAUUUCCAAAAGCUUUGCAGUGAAAUAUUUUCCUUGCAACAUGUUCAGUAAAUGCAGGGACAUAAAAACACAGCUUUAGAUACUGACUGUCUUUACAUUAAGAUGUAAAAGGGAUACGCGGUUAAAUAUGAAUGUGUAAUGAGAUGAAAGGGAAUAUUUUUGCUUUAAAAUGUGUAAUAUCUUACCCAGAUAUGAUACAAUAUGCUAUACAUAGAUUGUUGCUAUUUAUUUUAUUUUUGUAUUGGGCGAUGUUGAAAAAUAUUGCUGUUGCAAUAAUGAGGCUCACAGUGGAAGCCAUCUUUUAAAGCCCCAACAGCCAUCACCUGUUCUGUAGUGAAGGAUUUAUUAAACCACGUCAGGGCAGACAGGUGACAAGAGGGACAUCAGCCGUCACAUGCUUGCUAAAUGUACAGAUUUGGACAAAAUUAUGACAGCAAUCCUAUAAUCUAAUGCGCACUUGUAUACUAAGUAGAAAUCAUGUUGUUGGUUCUAUCACAACUAUUGAUAAGUUGUUGUUGUCGUCGUCUUAAGAUGUUCUGGGUACCCUCAUCACAGUGAGACUUACAAGUUACUUAGCAACAGCCAUCAUACAGGAAUGUGGUGCUAACAUAGAUGCCAUUGGAACAACAAAGACUGAACUUGGAAUAAGAAUAAUAUUACAGUAGCUGAAACUACUAUUAAGGGGAAUUUAAAGAUUUUUGGAAAUAAAGCAUUUUUUCAUUGUAGAGGUUGACCUUUUUAAUUAUUGUGAUGUGAGAUGCUACAUUUUACAGCCAUAUUUGUUAACCACAGUUACAUUCUGGCUUUUGACAUAUUAAUACCAGUCCAAAACUAUUACAGUAGAAAUAUAUAUUAAUUUCCAUUCCUACGUACUACUCAUUACUGCCAUGAGGAAGAGGGCUAGCCUCUACUGCAGGUCCUGAACUACUCUGCCUUCAGAUGUUCUCCAAAGUAGUAUACAUGUCUAAAAGACAGCCCCACAUCACACAGACACUUUAAACUCUGCUUCUGUUCACAAAACCCAGACUGUAUCUGUCCAACACUGUCAAUCAAUCAGUCACUUAAUAAAGACAAACCUGUGUCAAUCCA
This is a messenger RNA of Cyclopterus lumpus (lumpfish), 4579 nucleotides long. Its product is annotated as hexokinase-1-like. NCBI's taxonomy places the organism in Eukaryota, Metazoa, Chordata, Actinopteri, Perciformes, Cyclopteridae. The record is from RefSeq and is a predicted model, not a curated record. The transcript is spliced from 21 exons. Gene Ontology annotation, biological process: glycolytic process; intracellular glucose homeostasis; glucose 6-phosphate metabolic process. The coding region runs from base 350 to 3106 and encodes 918 amino acids. Gene Ontology annotation, cellular component: mitochondrion; cytosol. Gene Ontology annotation, molecular function: glucokinase activity; D-glucose binding; ATP binding.